Aspergillus versicolor CBS 583.65 is the source of this 444-nucleotide messenger RNA. RefSeq lists its product as uncharacterized. Lineage: Eukaryota; Fungi; Ascomycota; Eurotiomycetes; Eurotiales; Aspergillaceae. The record is from RefSeq and is a predicted model, not a curated record. Bases 1 to 444 code for a protein of 147 amino acids. The transcript is spliced from 3 exons.
AUGGCCGUACAAGAACAUUCCCUAACUUUCCCUGGUUUCGCCCUUCAUCAGUCAAUUCAGACACUUGUCCUUUUUACCUCGAUCCUGCUGCGGACCGCUUAUCCGCAGGACCCUCCGGCUUACCCUUUUGACUGGAUUAAAUACGUUGGCACUACGCCGGUUCUUAGUAUCCGUAUUCCAUUGGAAAUGUCGGAAGAGGCCGGUCAGGCCACCAGGUCCUCCAAAGACCCAAACGGGACGCCCAGCCAGGACUCAACUAGUACUUGGGAUGCCCGUUACGAUCGUCCGCCUUACAUCAUGCGGUCAGCAUGGCAGUGGAAGAUCCACACGGACUCCCUAGAUUCGGAAUUUUUGGGUACCUGGACAGACUACAAUGUGCAUCCCUCGCUGCGUAAAAAGUUAAAAAGGGUUAACCCCUCAAUCGCCAGCAUCGAUUGGCAAUAA